GUCAGACAGGGCGAGAGGAGAGCACUGGGCAUCACUUAGACGGAACCCCCUCAAGAGCUGUUUAUUCUGACACACACUGAGCUGAGAUCAGGAGGGGGACCCUGGACUAAUUGAAAAAUACAUCACCUUAUUUAAGUGAAGUUUAGAAUUACGAAGCCUGAAUGCUUGUAACAGAGCCGGGGUUGUACUGAGCCUCUCGACCAGCUGAGGAUGGACAUUGUGAAAGACUCUGGGGCAGAGGAGAGACCCAAAUGGGACAACAAGGUGCAGUACCUGUUGACAUGUAUUGGCUUUGCAGUCGGAAUCGGAAAUGUUUGGCGUUUUCCCUACCUGUGCCAAAUUUACGGAGGAGGUGCGUUCCUCAUCCCCUACCUGAUAGCUUUAGUGUUUGAGGGCCUCCCCCUGCUCUACCUGGAGCUGGCUAUCGGACAGAGGCUCCGCAAGGGCAGCAUCGGUGUCUGGAACUCCAUCUCGCCACUGCUGGGCGGCCUUGGCGUUGCCUCUAUGGUGGUGUCAUUCCUGGUGAGCAUUUUCUACAACACCAUCCUGGCCUGGGUGCUCUGGUACCUCUUUCACUCCUUCCAAAACCCGCUGCCGUGGAGCCAUUGUCCACUCAAUGACAACCGCACAGGCUAUAAUGAGGAGUGUGAGAAGAGCACGCCAUCAAAUUACUUCUGGUACCGCGAGACCCUGAAUAUCACAUCAGACAUUGAGACCAGUGGCUCCGUGCAGUGGUGGAUGGUCGUCUGUCUGGCCACCGCCUGGGGCUUGGUCUACAUCUGUUUCAUCAAAGGCAUCCAGUCCAUGGGCAAGGCUGUGUAUGUGACGGCCACCUUCCCUUACCUGGUGCUUACCAUUUUCCUGAUUCGUGCCCUCACGCUGCCCGGAGCCAGUGAUGGACUGUUGUACCUCUUCACUCCCGAUUGGGAGGUACUGAAGAACCCCCAGGUGUGGCUGGACGCUGCCACCCAGAUCUUCUUCUCUCUGUCUGUGGCCUUUGGAGGUCUCAUAGCUUUUUCCAGCUACAACGAAGAGAAAAACAAUUGCGAGAGGGAUGCUGUUCUCGUAGGUAUAAUAAACAGCGCCACAUCUCUGUAUGCCUCCAUAUCCAUCUUCGCCAUCCUGGGAUUUAAAGCCACCACCAGCUUUAACAACUGUCUUCAAGCAAACAUCAUAGCUCUGACCAACCACUUUGAGUUACCCGACCAGAACAUAACGGUGGAGAACUACGGGCAAUGGUUCGAGUAUCUAAAUCAGACCUCUCCCGGUGAGGUGGCCAGUUUGCACCUGAGGCACUGUGACCUGAACACAUUCCUUGACCAGAGCGCUUCAGGCACCGGCCUGGCUUUUAUUGUGUUCGCAGAAGCGGUGAUAGCGAUGCCGGGCUCGCAGGUAUGGGCCAUACUGUUCUUCGUUAUGCUCUUGAGCUUGGGCCUCUCCUCCAUGUUUGGCAACAUAGAGGGAGUGCUCAACCCCAUCCACGAUCUCAAUCUGGUGCCUAAGUGGGUCCCUAAUCAACUCGUCACAGGCAUCGUCUGCUUGGUAUCCUUCCUGGUGGCUCUCAUCUUCACACUGGGUUCAGGGAACUACUGGGUGGAGGUCUUCAACGGCUACGUGGGCUCCGUGCCUCUGCUCAUCAUUGCAUUCUUUGAGUUUGUCGGAGUCAUUUAUGUCCGUGGAAUGAAAACUUUCAGCGAAGACAUCGUUUUCAUGACUGGGAAGGAGCCGAGCAUCUUUUGGAAGGCGUGCUGGAUGGUGAUCAGUCCUCUAAUGCUGAUGGCAGUGCUAAUUGCCUAUGUGAUUAUCCAGGCACAGCAACACCCCAACUAUUUUGCAUGGAACCCACUUUAUGAAUUAUUUCCUCAAACUGAAGUGAAGCCAUACCCAGACUGGGUGUUUGCCAUAAUCCUCCUCCUCUGUGUGGUCCCCGUGCUGUCCAUCCCUCUUGUGUUUGUCUACAAACUGAUCCAACGCAGACUCAGGAGUUCCUCAGCUCGCACCGAGCUGAACCCCUACUGCAACGACGGCUUCGAGGUGGAGACGCGGGAACAGAAGAAACGGCGAGCUUAGCAAAGGUUUCAAGUAACAUGGCUACUGCGUUCCUGAACAGAACCCCCGCCCCCCAUGGUCUUCACCACUUUUUUGGAUCUUUCCUCUCAAAUCACCGGAGAGCUGACAUACAAUCAGUCACUUUCAACUUUCCAAUUAUUUUUCUGAUAUUUACAUUCCGCAGGAUUUAUGAGGUCCUGACUUGACAUAAUGACAACUCACAUUUGUUAACUCAAAAACAAAACUGGAUUUUAUUUAACAGUCAAAUUCUUCACUUUGUACAUUGUUUGUCUCAUGUGCAGGAUGUAAAGAAGUGUAACACAUCCUCCUGAAACACACAAUUUUCUGAUUCCACUUUUAUAAAAACUUACGCCACUAAUCGUUGCUGCAUGAGAUCGAGGGAUUUAUAAAAGAUUAGUGUAAACAACUGGCACUACAUCAUCUUGCACGAAAAUUAUUUUACCACUCACUGUCAUGGCUGUCAAUAUUUCCGGGGCUGACUUACCUAUCAAUUAUUGGCAAAGUAACGUCAGAUGCUCUUUGUGGAAAACUACCACAAAGUGCAAAAUCAAAGUCCACAGAGAGCUCAGAGCCGAGACGAGGUCUGGCACAGAAGCAUGAGAGGGGGGUGAGUGUGUUUAUGACUUAAGUUUCACAUGUUAGUGUUUUUUAUAAGACGAGUAACGACGAACUGUUCUUCCCUCUCUGCAGCCAGCUUUCCUGACACUGUAGAACAGAUACCUAACAAUCAUUUAGGCACACAGUUCAGAAAAUUGACUGAUUUCAACACACUGCUCACUCAAGUCUCUUGAAACCUCAAAAUGACAUCAAAUAAAUAAAUAAAUAAAAAUCAUGAAUUUUGAGAAAAAUAGACAAAACUCACUACAUAAAAAUGUCAUGGAAUCUGGUACAUAAUAUACAUUCAUACCCUUUCAGCUGCUGAGGGUUUCUUGGUUGUUGGAAGCUGUGUAACUGGGGCUAGUAGUCUACAUCUGGAUGGCCAAAAAAUCAACUGGGGUCCUGGGGUUGGUGGCCUGUCUGACCCUGGCCAACCUCAGAUCCCCCAGACACCGCUCAAGACUGCGCUUCCCUGUCAAAAGAUAACAGCAGAAGACAGGAAUGUGCUUUUUUUCCCCCUUUUUUUUCUCUCUUAAAUGGUGAACUGUAACUUGUUAAAUCAAAAGGUGGCAAUAAACUGACUUCUUGUAAGAUCACA
Molecule: messenger RNA, 3265 nt
Organism: Scophthalmus maximus (turbot)
Lineage: Eukaryota; Metazoa; Chordata; Actinopteri; Pleuronectiformes; Scophthalmidae
Product: inactive sodium-dependent neutral amino acid transporter B(0)AT3-like
Exons: 12
Coding region: 211-2070 (619 amino acids)
Biological process (GO): sodium ion transmembrane transport
Cellular component (GO): plasma membrane
Source: RefSeq, a predicted model, not a curated record